AUGACGGUAUUGCUUCGACGAACCUUGUACGAGCCCGUACCCUCGAACCCAACGAUACAGGGCCUUUUGACUCCUCUACAACUCAAGACUUUCAACGACGGCAUUGGGCCGGCCAUUGGAACACUGGAAGCCGUCGACGACGUGUUGAGCAGCGGUAAGGUGUGUCAUGGCGGCAGUGCGAACAGAAUACUGAACGAGAAGAGACGAGGGCUCGCCUUCUGGUUCCAGAGUUCGUGCCUCAUUGUCGAAGGGGCGUAUCCCUUCUUGAGCAAUAUGGAUACCAUCAAGACUUUGAGUCCAAGGGACCAGAGGAUGGUGGCGUUGGGGAGCCAGUUUCCGCCCAACUCGCCUGGAUUGUGGCAGAGUGAUCAUGACGAAUUUGCCAAUGUUCAUUAUUGGCUUGUAGCGGACAUCAUGAUACCAACCGCAGAAAAGCUCUGA
Messenger RNA from Exophiala spinifera, 441 nucleotides. RefSeq lists its product as uncharacterized. Lineage: Eukaryota; Fungi; Ascomycota; Eurotiomycetes; Chaetothyriales; Herpotrichiellaceae. The transcript has a single exon. The record is from RefSeq and is a predicted model, not a curated record. Bases 1 to 441 code for a protein of 146 amino acids.